AUGGACCCACGCCUUCUCUUUCAUCAGGCCUUCGUCCCGAUCAUCGGCGGCUUGCCAGAUUUCACCCUGGUCCAGAAGCUCGUGCUCCCUAUGGGGUGGAAGCAUGUCUCAUGGUCUGGUCUCCUGCCCAUCGCCUUCGACCCGUAUCGUCAAGCGUUCAAGCUUACACCGGUUGGGCCAAUGCCGCUUACGUGCGAAGAACUCCAUCAACAAGGUCUCCACAAGUAUGUACCAGGUGGCGAGCUGCACCCCGAGUAUGGCAUGUUGCCCGAAAUGCUUAAGCUCAGCGAUGGUAGUGACGCCGACAUCUUCAACUUCGAUGGAGCUGAUUGGACAUUGCCGUGGAAGGGUCAGAUCGACUCCCACGCCCCCUCUAAUGCUACAAACGAGCAGCUCGGCAGCUAUGAGCUUUCCAGCCCCAUCGACUCUGACACCCUCGCGCCCGUUGUCACUUACCCAUGGAGCGAAGCCCGGGAUUGCCCGGACAAGGUUUUCGACAUCUGCGAUGCUUGGCGAUGGCUAUCAUGCAAAGAGACCAAGCCUGAGGUGGACUUUAUUCCCACGCCUGGUAUGAACUGGCGAGGGACUGGCGCAAUGCGCUCACAACGUAGACUCAAGUCACCCAUUCCCGAGCUGAUGAUGCUUGCCAUGCCGGACCCGACUACAUCGGAGAACAAGCAUAUUGUAUUGCUUCAGAACCAAGAUGAUGGAGUCAAAGACAAGAACCAGUUUUGUCCAUUCAAGAGUGUCGCGACAUCCGUUAUGGCCGACAUAACCCUCCUUGAGGACACCGAGUUCACGAUCAUGGAGCUACUGUCGUACUUUCCUCAACACUACUACUGGGGUCAUGCAGCUAAGCGAUUGACAAGGGCGGGUGUGACUGGGACCCUGAUACGGGAUUUCCUUAUCAUGACGCGAGGGCUUCAGGGCGAUGAGAUUAUGAUGGCAAACAGUAUUGCACAGGCAGCUAAGGUUGCCAAGAAGAGGGAUUGCGUUAAGGUCGAAGAGAUGGAUAUCGAUGAAGUCGGGAAGGAUACACCAUCACCUACACCCGCUCCGGUCAUCGAUUCCACGGUUGUCGACUUGACUUCGAGCUAUACUGCUGAAGGGUGGAUCUACGAUGUAUGGGAGAAAAUCGACUACCCGCUUCUUGCCCUCGCCCAUGGCUUGCAGUCGUUGCCUACAGGUGUGGAUGCCGGUCCGCUGACCGCACUCAUACUUUGGUGCCGAGAGAAAGGUCGGUACAAAGCCAUGCUUAGCGAAGUCCCUGCGCUGCUGAAGAAGGCAAACAUUGAGCCGCUGAUCGAGCCUGGCGAGAGUGGCUGUCCAGAUAAAGAAGUCGCAGGCAGACAUGCUGGGGCAUUGAAGAAGGACAGACUAAGGGUGGUUAGAGAUGCGGGUGUCAGCAAGAGGGCAUUGGAUGGUAGUGUUGGUGGCACUCAAGGAAAGAGAAGGAGGGCUGAGUAG
This is a messenger RNA of Alternaria incomplexa, 1467 nucleotides long. RefSeq lists its product as uncharacterized. The coding region runs from base 1 to 1467 and encodes 488 amino acids. The transcript has a single exon. Lineage: Eukaryota; Fungi; Ascomycota; Dothideomycetes; Pleosporales; Pleosporaceae. The record is from RefSeq and is a predicted model, not a curated record.